Truncatella angustata is the source of this 776-nucleotide messenger RNA. RefSeq lists its product as uncharacterized. NCBI's taxonomy places the organism in Eukaryota, Fungi, Ascomycota, Sordariomycetes, Amphisphaeriales, Sporocadaceae. The transcript has a single exon. The record is from RefSeq and is a predicted model, not a curated record. The coding region runs from base 144 to 611 and encodes 155 amino acids.
GUUUACCUUGCCCCUGCGCCUUGCCUCUUCAGCACCUUGCAGCGGCGUGGGAGUCGUGGGCCCCCCCCCUGACAUUACAUGCCCAAGCCCGCUUCUGCUUCUGCUUCUGCGCAGGCCUGCUCGGGUCUUUCCCUCCACUACAAAUGACCCGUUCUUGCUUGACUUUCCUUCUCAACGGCUGCUGGUGCGCCUCCACUGACCACGGUCCCUUGUCCUGCUUUCUUGUCAUCCUGGUCCAUCUUUCGACUUUCAACAUCCAAACAUCACAGCCACGCGAAUCAGGAUAUCAGAGUUGCAAAGCGUUUCUCGAACAUCAGAGCCUACUGCUCGAUUCUAAGACCGCUCUACCCAAAGACUUUUCCUAUUUGUCUUCAAACCUUGGCCAAAAACCUUCUCGUUGCGAAGUCACCAAGUUGGCCGUCACAUAUCGCUUCGCGCAUCUGAAUGGUCAUAUAAGUUGUCGCUGCAAUCCUAAAACAUUAAGCACCGCCGCUCGUCUUGGAAGCUGUUACUUGUCGCGUCGCGUCGCUCGACCACCUGAUGUAUCAGAAUCUUCACAUCUCCUGGUCAUUUCUCGAACGUCACUAAAUACAGGAAAGUUUGCAAGGUGAGUCGAAACUAUCCCGAGAGCCUACACUGUCUCCAGCGAUACACAGUUCUAGCUACAUCUUGUCUUGCAAUAUCUGAGCCUAAUACCCCCAUGUCCCCAUCGACUUUGGCACUUAUCUCCAUGCCUGCCAUGAUCAAUCUUACACAUCUAUAAUCAUUCGAGUACC